This is a messenger RNA of Scheffersomyces amazonensis, 1899 nucleotides long. Its product is annotated as signal peptide peptidase-domain-containing protein. Bases 1 to 1899 code for a protein of 632 amino acids. The transcript has a single exon. Gene Ontology annotation, molecular function: aspartic endopeptidase activity, intramembrane cleaving. Gene Ontology annotation, cellular component: lumenal side of endoplasmic reticulum membrane; cytoplasmic side of endoplasmic reticulum membrane; membrane. Lineage: Eukaryota; Fungi; Ascomycota; Pichiomycetes; Serinales; Debaryomycetaceae. Gene Ontology annotation, biological process: membrane protein proteolysis. The record is from RefSeq and is a predicted model, not a curated record.
AUGGACUGGAUCAGCCAAGUGGACGUGACGUCCGCUAUUCAAAAAAUCGAAGAUUUUAAUCUUACAUCUGUAUCUGAGUCAGUUCUAGGUGCUGGAUCAUCAAUCAUAAUUAGUGGACUUAAAUCAACAGGAUUGCCAUCUUCAAUACUUACAGGGAUUUGUAUAAUCGGAAUAUCUUUGAUAAUCAUUGUCUUUGCUUCUUUAUCUACUGUUUCAAAACCAUAUGUUGCUCUGGAUGGUUAUUUAGCUAAAAAAUCUUGUGCCGAUAUCUAUGAUCCUACUGAUGUGGAUGAGAAUAAGUAUGUGAUUACCAAUCAAUCACAAUUGGAUAUGUUGCUCGAUAUAGAAUUGGCUAAGAUGAAUGAAGCUUCAUGGCUUCAUGUUGUUUUUGUACCUAUUACAGGAAGUAUAACUCUCUUAGGACUUCAAUAUCUCCUCAAACAUUAUGAUCAUGAUACCAUCAACUAUUAUUUGGCAAAAUAUGUAUUUAUAAUGGCUCCUGUUGUAAGUUAUGGUAGUUUGAAUCAAAUAUUGAUUAUUAUACUCAGAUAUGUAACACAUUGGAAGUUAAUUGGGAAAUCUACGGCUUUAUUAUUGACAAGAUAUAGAAUUUGUCUAGUUAAGGAUACAAAUAAUUAUCCAUUAGGAUACCUUGAAGAUCUUGUUGUACCAGAUAAUACAGAUGUUGAUGAUUACUUUUAUCGUGAGAAAUUAUCUGUUUUGGUGCCAUCUUCGAUAUUAGUUCGUACUCCAGGCCCUAAAAAUAAGUCUGGAUUUAGAAGUACCGCCUCCACCAACAAGAAUUGGAUUUUUGAUCUUCGUAUACUUGUAGUUUUGCCAUUGACAGUGGCUACUACGUGGUUAUUUUAUAAGUUUCAAAACAAUUGGAUCAUCAGUAAUGUUAUUGCUGGGUUGUUUGCUGUUUAUGGACUCAAAUCUUUAUCAGUAGUCCUUGGUUCGAGAUUCACUCAUGUCGUCGUAUUAUUAUCAUUGUUAUUUAUUUAUGACGUAUAUUUUGUAUUUUAUUCAACAGCCAUGGUCACAGUUGCAACUUCUAUAUCAAUUCCAAUAAAGAUUCUUAUACCUAGUUUUGAAGAUGGAGUUGAGAGAUUUUCCAUCUUGGGGUUAGGAGAUAUAGUUGUUCCAGGGAUUUUAAUUACGCUUGCUCUUCGUUUUGAUGUAUUUAAUCAUUAUGAAGCUACUAAUGAUUCUUUCCAUCAUUUACGUCCGAUUGCCAGACCUUAUUUCUAUGUAACUUUAGUUUGUUAUGUACUUGGAUUGGUGAUUACUUUGGGUGUUUUACUGAUCUUUAAAACUGGUCAACCUGCCUUGCUUUAUAUUGUUCCAAGUGUUUUAGGUGGACUUUUUGGAUUGGCUUAUUGGAAAGGUGACAUUGAAAAAGUGUUAGCCUUUAAGGAUGCUAUAGAGCCCUUUAAGAUUGACAAGAAGGGUGCUGAAGAAAAGGGUGUUGAACAAGAUGAAGAAGACGAAGAAGAAGACGAAGAUUUUGAAAUUGAUAGUGAAGAGGAAGAGGAAGAAUACGAAUUUGAUAAUUGGAUUGAUAACGUAGAGUAUAAAAGAUACAUGCAAGAAGAUUAUGAUAGUGCUGAUCAAACUGAAUUAGAUGAGUAUAAACUGAGGGUAGUUAGUUAUGUCGGAAUGAAUACUGAUGAUUAUGAUGAAUGGGAUGACAGUGAGGCUGACGAUACAUUUGUUAUCGGUGAUGAAGAUGAAGAAGAGGAAGAUGAUGACGACGAUGAUGAUGAUGAUGAUGAUGACGAAGCCGAAAACGAAGAAGAUACUACAGCAAAUUAUAGUGAUCAUGCAGAUUCCGUGUUUGAAGAAUUAGAGCUCAUUAGAGAAGAUAUUAGGAGAUCACCAAAAGAGUGGUAUCAAUAG